Molecule: messenger RNA, 3091 nt
Organism: Ectocarpus sp. CCAP 1310/34
Lineage: Eukaryota; Phaeophyceae; Ectocarpales; Ectocarpaceae
Source: the annotation of a GenBank genome assembly
AUGAGCUCUGCUGGAGACGAAGAGCGCACUGCUGCGAGCGGAGAACAGAUCCGCCCGCCGGUGCAGGAGGGCAGCGAUGCGGAGCUUGCAUGUUUGCAACUGCAGGCCUCACGAUUGGCGGCCCUGGUGGAGGAGUCGGCCAACAAGAGCCCCUGCAGCCGCACGGCGGAGGCGGGGGAUUUCUCCAGUAGCAAGCGAGAGAUGGUGGGCAAGGACCAUGGCACUGGAAGGCGGCUGGGCCAGCAGAUCGGGAGCGAAUCCUGCGAGACCAGNUGUUUGCAACUGCAGGCCUCACGAUUGGCGGCCCUGGUGGAGGAGUCGGUGAAAAGGAGCCUGGCAGCGGAUGCAGCUAGUAGGGGCGGCUGGAUUGCCGCCACCGUAGGCCAACAAGAGCCCCUGCAGCCGCACGGCGGAGGCGGGGGAUUUCUCCAAUCGGGAGCGAAUCCUGCGAGACCAGCCGGAGUGGGCCCGGGCAUACGACCGGACUACGGGGAAGCGAGGGGGUUAAACCCCCCAGGACUGGACGGCCAACUGAUCGGCAACAACGAGAGACAUGCACCUGUCGGCAGCCCAAACGUGCCAAGCUCGGAGCUGUACCGCCUCCAAUACACCAGCGACGAGUUCCAGAGGGGCCUCCAAGCGAUCCAUUUUGCGACCACUGCCAUCGUCAGAGAAGCCGACAAGGCGAUCGUGAACAAAUGCGAGACCGCAAAAGAGAUCCUCGCGGAACUCGACAAAAUCUACGAUCCGGAAUUGCAGGGCUCGAAACAAGCCCUCACGAAGCAAAUGUUCAACUUCCCGAUCCCCACACACAGCAGCAGAAACCCCAUCGAGCUCCUGUACUUGCUCGAGCUGCUGUACUCACGCCCACGCGAAAAAGGGCUCAACGCUGACGCACCCUUUGUACUCGCCCACUUCGUUGGUUCCCUCCCACCCGAGUACCAACAAGCGAAGUUCCUGUUGGAGACAGCAACGGCGCUGGAUACGGCCGAGAUCGUCAGAAACGUGAGCACGGUGCACGCGAGUCUUCCGGAGGGGAGGAAGGCCUUGAAGGGCCAGCGGAGGGCGGAGCACGCUCUCCUCGCGAGCGACGGUAGCGGUGGGGGAGGAGGGCCGGGCCGCGGCGACGGCGGCCGCCGCAAGGGUGGCGGCGGCGGCGGCAACCAGAAGGGGAGAGGGAGUGGCGCGCAGGCUGGUGGCGGCUGCGGAGGCGGCGACGACGAUGCGGGUAGCAUGCGCGGUCGCUGUUUCCGGUGCGGCAAGAAGGGCCACCAGGUGGCCGACUGCACCGAGAGCAAGCCCGUGCGAUGUGAGACAUGCAAGGACUACGGGCACGACAAGAGCAAGUGCCCGACCGAGGGGGCGGUACUCGUGGUGGAACGGGCGGCGGGGGAGGGCGAACAUGCCUAUGCCGCAAUUGCUCCUGGCAACGCGAAAGCGUCCAGCACCCCCGUUGACAUCAACGAUUUCCACUGCGCGCACGGCCACUCCCACGAGGUGCUGCUGAGGACCACGGCGAAGGAGCAGGGGACGGCGCUGGUGGGCGAGCUCCGGGAGUGCCUGGGGUGCUCGACGGCGAAGGGACUUUCCAAGCCCAUCCCCAACAAGACUUCGACCCGAGCAUCGCUGCCUCCCAUCGCAGAGGAAGAAGAGGAAUUCGCGACUGAGGAGGACGAGGUUGGGGAGGGCGCGUCGAGCCACGGUGGAGGGAGGACAAAGGGAGAAGCUGUGGAUGGAGGACCAAGUUUCAACCUUGGCACGACGGCAGCCCCAGGGCCCGCGGGGCCUCCCGCCCGUGGAGGCGCGAGUGUCGCCCCAUCUACCACGUCGACCGGCACCGCCGAUGUGGGCGGCGGCGAGGACUACCGCCGCCGCCGCCGCAGCAGCAGCAGCGGUAGCGGCGGCAGCAGCAGCGGCGAUGACGGCGGCAGCGACAGCAGCAGCGGCAGCGACAGCGAGACGGACCUCCCGGCGCUCCGCGGGCCAGAGGCCCGGCGACUCGCUCGCUUCGACAAGCCGGCGGAACUCACCAGCCGCCGCACCAGGGAGAACCCUCGCCGAAACCCGAGGUACGAGUCGCCCCCGUCGCCGACAAGUGCCGAGGCCCUGCUCGCCUCGGCGGCGAGCCUGCCCGUCAGCAGCACGGAGGAGUUCACCAGCUGGAUGCUCUCGGCGGUACUUCACGUGGCGGAAGGGCUAGAGGCAAGGGCGGUGCGAGAGUUGCUGUUCGAGCGCGCGGAAGAGACCCACCCUGCGCGCCAAGAGGCGGAGGACUUCCUGCUGGGUACGGUGGACCUCAUGCUUAUCUCGCCAGACGCCUUCGAGACGGCUCUGGCGUCCCACGAGCUAAGUGAAUCCCCCAUAGGCCCGAAGCGAGAUGACGAGAAGGGAGGAGAGUGGCCGGUGAGGGAGGCGAUCGGCAGCAUGAUGUGGGUGUCAACGUUCUCGCGUCCAGACGUCUCGUUCGCCGUGCGUGCGGUAGCGCGCCACGCCCACGGCCCGGCGAAGAGGCACUGGGACGUCAUCCGGAAGAUCCUCGGCUACUUGAAGGAGACGAGGGACCUCGGCUUCCAACGGGGAUGGAAAUUAGGACUGGCCGUGUACGUGGACGCUAGCUACGCCGACACGGAGGACAAGCGUUCGGUGUCAGGGUUGCCGAUGGCGGGUGGAGGUCGCACGAAACACAUCGACGUUAGGUUCCAUUUCAUCCGUGGAUUGUUUAGGUCGGGGGAUAUUUCGGUCAAGUUCGUUCCGACGACGGAGCAACAAGCGGACUUCCAAACCAAGGCCCAUAGCAGGGCUAGUCUGCAGUACCACUGGCGCAAGUUGAUGAAUUUGCCGGAGUAGCUGUAGCAGUUUCUAGCACUUGGGAGAGGUCAUGUUUUCCAUGCGGGGAAAGGCGCAUAGCUGUUGCGGUCUGUGUACCAAUGUCAGGAGUAGGGGGCGUUGGGAGACCAUCGUCCGGGGGAACGUUGUUCCUCGCGUUCUUGUCUUCGCCUUGGCCUUUCUAAUAAGUGCGGCCGUUGUGAUCCGCUGUGAUAGCGACGGUUUUUGUGGUGGUAGGGUUUUUUCGAGGGGUUUUGCCCGGACG